Lucilia sericata (common green bottle fly) is the source of this 3358-nucleotide messenger RNA. It is a transcript of the gene otp, whose product is annotated as homeobox protein orthopedia. Gene Ontology annotation, molecular function: DNA-binding transcription factor activity, RNA polymerase II-specific; DNA binding. The coding region runs from base 988 to 2319 and encodes 443 amino acids. NCBI's taxonomy places the organism in Eukaryota, Metazoa, Arthropoda, Insecta, Diptera, Calliphoridae. The record is from RefSeq and is a predicted model, not a curated record. Gene Ontology annotation, biological process: neuron differentiation; regulation of DNA-templated transcription. The transcript is spliced from 8 exons.
ACGAGAGUGGGCGCCUUGUGGGCAAAAGUAUCUAUCUGUCUAUCUUGUAUAAUUCGCAAUACAAUUGAAUUUAUUUUGCGUUUGCUUAUUUUGUAAACUAUUGAGGCAUAUCAACGUUUCGAUACUUUUUUGACUGCCUCAUUGUCAAAUGCGAAUCGUCUGCACUGCGAGUAUAACGCGCGGUUUAACAGCACAAUACAACACGCAACAAAAUCCUAAAGAAAAUCACAACCGGAAGUGCCAACUAUGUACUAAAACUUUAGUCCCUAGGGCAAAAAUAUAAAACACAAAAAAAAAAAGAAAGAAAAGUACAAUCAAAUAUGUAUACGAAAAAUCAAUAAAUGGAUAUAUAUGUUUAAAUAUUCUAAAAAUUAUAAAAGUAUUAUUUAAUAAAAAUAUUCACCACUGGUGUAGCACUUCAGUAAAAUAUUAAAUUAAUGCUUAAUCACAAAAUUAAAAGAGAAAUUUAUAAUUGUGUAAAUAAAAAUAAAAUAAUUGUGUAAAUUAAAUUCAUCUUCUAGUUAAAGAUCGCGUGUCUUUAUGUGUAAACUUAUAACUAAGAAACCAAAAUAAUAAUAACAACAAACAAUUUUGUUCUUGUAAUGGGAAUAAGUGUUCGACCAACCUUUAUCUAAAAAGAAUCUCUCAUUCCUCACCACCACCUAUUUAAUGAGUCUCUUUAUGGCAAUUGAAUUGGUGUUUGUGCCAUAAAACCAAAACAUUUCAUUUAAUUAAAUCUUUUCCGACUACUUUUACAACGACUGCUUCUUACUUUUUAUGGAUUUUUUCCAAUUUGGCUUAAAUGGUCAUCGAUGCAAAGAUCUCCAUAGUGUGAAUCCUGUAGAAAAAUGUGUAUAACAAAUCAACUGUGAUAAAAUUCAUUCCUUGGCCAAGAGAUUUUUAAAAUUACAGAUUACACUUUAAAUCAAGGACACUGACUAAAGCGGCAAACUGUCGACAUUAUCAAUUAGAAACUUUUCGGCAAACAUGCUGAACAAUCUGGGAGCCAAUGUUUUGGGUCCCAAAGAUUGUGAUAUACCAAAAGCCGCCCUGUCUGCACUACAUGCCGGUGUCAAUAGUUUCGGACAUAUAUCAAAUGGUCCGCCCAACAAUAAUGACAUCUCAUUGAAUGGUGGUGGUGGCGUUAGUGGUCGUUUACAUGUUUCCAGUAAUUUAUGCGAUACGCAAAAUUCACUUGGUAACAAUAAUAACAAUAACACUAAUAACAAUAAUAAUAACAACAACACUAUGCAACAGCAAGAUCAGAAUUCGGAUAAAAAUAAUAAACAGAAACGCCAUCGAACGCGUUUCACACCGGCACAAUUAAAUGAACUGGAAAGAUGUUUUUCGAAAACUCACUAUCCCGACAUAUUUAUGCGGGAAGAAAUUGCAAUGCGAAUUGGAUUGACGGAAUCAAGAGUACAGGUUUGGUUUCAAAAUCGUCGUGCCAAAUGGAAGAAACGCAAGAAGACCACCAAUGUAUUCCGAACACCAGGCGCUUUACUGCCUUCCCAUGGUUUACCUCCUUUCGGCGCCAACAUCACAAACAUUGCAAUGGGAGAAGGCUUGUGUGGAACAGGCAUGUUUGGCGGUGAUCGUUGGAGUGUGGGUGUCAAUCCAAUGACAGCAGGUUUUGGUCAACUAAAUCAAUCUUCUUCGCUUUCAAGUUCAUUAAAUAGUGGUUUAAAUUCUGGUAUUAAUUUAGGUUCCGCUAUGGGUGCUGGUAGUUAUCAACAUUAUGGAUUAAAUGCUUUAGGCGAUUCAAUGAUGUACCAACAUAGUGUUGGUGGCGUUGGUUGUGGAGGUAAUGGUUCACCAACAGCCACAACCCCUCCGAAUAUGAACUCAUGUUCUUCGGUUACACCGCCUCUAACAAACCAACCGAAUCCUAGUCAAAAUGAACUCAAUGGUGAUAUGAGUGCACAACCUCAUCAUCAACAACAACCUCCACCGUCACAACAAACUUCUCAACAACAGCAAAAUCACCAACAAACUCAAAAUCAUCAUCAACCACCACCACAGCAGCAACAACAGCAAACACAACACUCUGAUUCCAAUGCAAGUAACAAUAACCAGGCACACCAGCAGCAGCAGCAGCAACAACAACAGCAACAGCAGCAACAACUCUUACCCCAUUGUCAUCAAUCCAUGCAAUCGCCGACAGAUGGCUCUAACGAGGACGAUGUAUGGCGUGGUCAUAGCAUAGCUGCCUUGCGUCGGAGAGCUUCAGAACUGAAUGCCACAACGGGAAUACCAUCAUACUUGCACCAUGCGGCUGCUGCUCACAACAGUUACGAACACCACAAUUCGGUCUACUGAAAUUUGCUAAAAAGCUUUGAAAGCUUUUCUGACUAUGGAUUUCCACAACAGGAUUUUUGAAAAAACUGUAUAAUAAAAGUUGGUCACACAAAAUGGUUGCAGUAGAAAAGCUUUCUAAGCUUUAUGAAUGUUCUAAGAAUGUGCAUUACAGAGUGGCAUACAAAAAUAACAAUUUACUUUACACUUUUAAGUUUCCUAAUUCUAAAUCUUAAUUUUUAACUGUACAAUAAUUGAAAUUAAUUUACGGGCAAUUUGCCCACGCGUAUUUAAUUUUCCAUGUUAAGAAAGAGGAUUUGAUUAUUUUAAUUUUAUUUUUAAAAAACCUCAUACAAAAGUAUUUAAAAUUGUUGGUUCAAUACAGUUUAUUUUUUCAAUAAUUCCAUAUGGCACUGAAAUUAUUUAGUAAAAUGUUUAAUAGUGCAAAAUAGAAAGAUUAUGAAUACUUUUGAAAAUUUUUAAAUUUAUUUUUAUUUUACAAAAUUAUAUUACAUAUCGAACAUUUACUACAAAACUGGAAUAAUUCAAUCCUUUCCAGGAAAACGGUCAUUUUUUUCUGGAAAUAGAUAAAAAUAUAAAUAAGAAAUACUUUAGAAUAGUGUAUAUGUUAUAGUACACAGUUCAAAAAGACCGAAUUUCAUGUUAUAAAACGUGUGUAAUAACGAUUUUCGUAUAGAAAGUAAUUUUUAGUUAUCUGGAAGGGCAGUUUAAAAAUACUUAGGAAAUAGGUCAAGACAACUAUAUGACAAAUAUUUUUUUUAAAUAGGAAAGUCCUAUAAUACAAUUGUAUAAUUGGAUCAACUUGCUGCAACCCCAUUUUUGAUACUUAUUUAAAAAAAAUUGCAUUAUUUAAUUUUAAACUGUAUUGAACUUCGUUAACUAAACAAUUAUUUGUUUUUUCGUUUUUAUUUGUUAAUUUUCAAAGUGUUUUGUUUUUCAGUUUAAACAAAUAUAAAAAUAAAUUAUGUAAAUAAUAUUGAUAUAAGAAAGAAGUAAUUAAAACCAUUUAAAAAUAAUAUUUAAAAAUGCAAUACAAGACUAU